This is a messenger RNA of Cuscuta europaea, 1594 nucleotides long. The record is from the annotation of a GenBank genome assembly. Lineage: Eukaryota; Viridiplantae; Streptophyta; Magnoliopsida; Solanales; Convolvulaceae.
AAAUUAUUCUUUUGGCAAUCACAUGGAGAUCAUGGAAGUCUCGCGUUUCCCACUUCUUUUGCCUCUUUCCUUUUAUAAUUGAAUGCGUUGUUUAUAAAUAAAAUUGCUCAACUCUCUCACUCCGUCUUCCCCAGUUUAGUCUGCUAAACUGUAGUAUUUGGCAUACAGAUACAGUAUCUUCUUUUGAUCUGCUAUUGAAUAGUUAGUUUACCCAUUAAAAAUGCAGGCUUUUACUAGCUACUAGAAGGGAAUCUGGUCAUUGUAUGUUUAAAGAUUGUGAAUUGAGUUUUAUCAAGGGUCUGAACUGAUAAUUAUGUCUGCAUAUGGCCAUUUGAUGGAAAGAGAUUUUUCUGGUCAAAGUCUUUCAAGCAGAGAAAAUUCAGAAAUGGGAAGUCAUUUCACCAUGGAAUCGGGAAUUUACAUGUCACCGUUUGCAGCCACUGUCUUCUUUGCUGGGCUUGUGACAGUUGGGGUUUCACUGAUGACACUAGUAAUUACCUUAUCUGUGAUGUUACAAUCUUGUCAAAGUAAAAGUUCUGGGGUUGUAGAGAAUCUUCUUGAAGUGCCCAAAUCCACUUAUUAUGAUCAUCACUGCUUGCCUUUUGCAAUGCAUAUGGUGCUGAACAGUUUGAAUUCAGAUUCUUUCCCUGAUGUUUGUAAAUACUCCUCAGUUCCAUGCAUCACAGAAGGCCAACCUAUGGAGGAUUUCAAUAUCACAGUCCAGCUGAUUGAGAAUUACUUUGGCACAAUCAAACCACUUGAACAUGGCCGUGAUGUUGUGUUGAUGGAUGUCGAUGAUUUUUUUCCCGAAGAUCAAUCAUUUUAUCAAGUUGAAGAAAAUGGUUGCUCUAAUUGUAAAGAAGGUUACAUAAAAUGCUCGAAACAGGUUUUUGUCUCAAAGUUGUAUAUGAAACUUCAGGCCAGUGGGCUGAAAUUGGUUUUGGUAUCAAGAAUGCCCGAGAAAUUGCGUAAUGUCACAGUAGAAUAUCUUCUUUCAUUGGAAUGCAGUGGUUGGUCCUCACUAAUUAUGCGAAAAGAGCACGAAAAGCAGACAGAUACUUGGGAAUACUUCUUCAUGCAAUGGAAAGCUUUGGAAGAGGCGGGAUUUCGCAUUGUAGCCGCUACUAGUAGCCAUUUGGAUGCUCUAACAAGCCAAUCUUCAUUCACCGGUGUUUUCAAACUGCCAAGCCCUAUUUCAAGAUCAAGUUAAAGAUCAGUUUAGAACAUCGGAAGUGAAAAAAUUACACCCAACCUUAUUAAAGCUCCUGCUACUACUUGAACAUUUUACAUAGAAAAUGAUUUGAUCAUAGGUUUAGAAAAAUGAAAACUGAUCUUGUUUAUAUUGGUGCAUACUGACUGGCUACCAUGCCUUGGUAUACAUGUAUAUCCUCCACAUUAUAGAUGAAAUUAUUAAAAAUGCUUGUCAAAAUAAGAUGAGAGGAUAAUAUUAUAUAUAUAAAAUAGCAUAAAAAGCAUAAAGUAUUUACCAUAGUAAACUUCAGAAAAUCAGAACAAGCACUUGUAUGUCAAUUGAUAAUAUUCAUUGCAAUUAUUAUUGGGUUUGCUAUAAUGAUUGAGUAAUAUAUUAAGGAAA